This is a messenger RNA of Triticum aestivum (bread wheat), 1911 nucleotides long. Its product is annotated as transcription factor BHLH42-like. Bases 1 to 1911 code for a protein of 636 amino acids. Lineage: Eukaryota; Viridiplantae; Streptophyta; Magnoliopsida; Poales; Poaceae. The record is from RefSeq and is a predicted model, not a curated record. The transcript is spliced from 9 exons. Gene Ontology annotation, molecular function: protein dimerization activity.
AUGGAGAUGGUCCCCGUGAGUGGCGAUGUCCAGGAGGUUCUGAAGCAAGUCGAUCGCAAACACAAAGGGAAGUGGGGAGAGCGGGUCUCCAUGAGAAAGGCCCCUCACAUGCUUGAUCGGCUCCCCCAAGAACUCAGCGAGACCCUCAAAGUCGAGGAUUGCAUAAGAGCGGCAAGCAUGUCUCGGAAUUUUACCAAGAACCCCCUACGGUGGAGAAGAUUGAACAAGUGGUCCCACCAAAUAGAAUCGAGGGUCGCCAAGGGUCGACAGGUUGCAUUGUGUGAAGUCCAUGCCCUCCCAAUUGAAAUUAUGCGUCCUUCUCUGGCUCUUGUGCAGUAUGGACCUGAGGUGCUCCUGGGUCAACUUCUCUCUCUCAUCAUGAUGCACCAUUGCGGAGCCGGUGGACGAAGUUCUUCCUUCUACGGGCAUUCACACUUAUCCGCAAGCAUUGCCUUUUACAUGCUCACUCGAGGACGACCCAGGUUACCUGGAAGGGCCUUUGCAAGGGGAGGGCACGUAUGGCUUAGUAGAGCAAAUGAAGUUGACAGCAGGGCAUUCUCAAGAGCAAUACUUGCCAGGAGUGCAGGAAUCAAGGUGGAGGAAGAGAUAGGUUUGGUCCAGUAUGCGAUGGCCAUCUUCAUGGAUCAACAAGAAGCCCACAUGAUCCCCAGCAUCUGCCAUUCCAACCAAACCAGCCACAUUGAUCAACAGUCAUUCCAGACACACACUUGUCAGACAAAGCAGGAGCCAAACAAGUUUGACACGGAGUACGAGGAUGAUGAGAUGGAGUACGACGACGACGACGAGAUCGACGCGGGGUGCGCAUCGGGUUCAGCAAGCGAUGAUGAUCAGGCAACACAUAAUGCAAGGAGCAGCGAGCUGAUGCAGGUUGAGAUGUCAGAAAGGGGGAGAGAUGGCUGCUCAAGCAACCUGGGCGAUGAGAUCCAAAUGCUGAUGGUCUGCCAGAACGGUACUAGUGACCAUUCCAAUUUGCAUGGGCAAGAUGAGCCUUGGCAUUUUCUCUACGAGGAGCUAUGCAGUGGCUACCCUCAAUCGUCAGGUGAAGACCAAGCAAUGGCUGAAAAUGCUCACUACGCACAGACAGUCUCGCUGAUCCUGCACCGCAACAACGCCCUGAGACAAGCCGACGGCCUGCACACCGGGUCCUACCUGGCAAUCUCGCACCGAUCUUCAUUCUCCAGAUGGGAUGCUGGCAUCCAUGGACGCACGGUCGCCCAAGGCGCCGCCCGGCAGAAGAUGCUCAAGAGUGUCCUCCUGUUCUUCAAUGCUACCUGCAACAAGCCACCUGGUGAUCUGAGGUGCGACGAAGCCGGUGCGCGGAGGGAGGUCGACUUCGGCGCCAGCCAUGUCAUGCAGGAGCGGAAGAGAAGGGGGAAGCUCAACGAGAGGUUCAUCAUCCUGCGGUCCCUGGUGCCCUUCGUCACCAAGACAUCUUCUUUCCAUGGUUAUCAGAUGGACAAGGCCUCGAUACUCGGCGACACGAUCGAGUACGUGAAGCAGCUGACGAAACGUAUCCAGGACCUUGAAUCAUCGACAGUCAGGGGGCCGACGAUGUCGAGAGAGAAGCGUGCGCUGCUGACGGGCAUGGAAGGGCCCAGCAGCAGCAGCGGUAGCAGCAGCAGCGCCCCGGUGGCCACGGACGUGCAGGUCUCCAUCAUCGAGAGCGACGCGCUGCUGGAGCUCCGGUGCCCCGACAGGCGCGGCCUGCUGGUGGCCAUCAUGCAGGCGCUCCAGGAGCAGCUCCGGCUCGAGGUCACCUCCGUCCAGGCGUCGUCGGACCACGGCGUGCUGCUCGCCGAAAUGCGAGCCAAGGUGAGGGAGGUGCAUGGGAGGAGGAGCAGCAUUUCGCAAGUGAAGAGAGCGAUCCAUCUCAUCAUCUCAUCGGGAUGA